ACUUGUACACCUGCUCAGAUUCUGUUGCAUCAUUUUUGCGGUAGGUGACCCCAACCCCUCCGCCAAAAUCCGGCUAUUAGAUGUGACCACGAGGUUGAUCAGGAGAAGCCACCAUGUCUUAAACCCAGACGGGCCAAGCGGAGCCCUGUCCCCCCACCCUGGACCACCCUCCCCCUCCCCCAUCCACCACCUUACCCCUUCUCCUAGUCCCAUUCCUCUCCCAGACCUUCCUGUACAUGUAAGGGGCAGGUUACCCAGCGCUGGCUCCCCGCUGGGACACCCCUCCCCAUCCUCCGGAGAGAUGAGCCUGCAGAAGCUCCAGCCUUUGGGUGGUGGCAGUGGAGUGAUGGGCUCCGACCGAGACCUGCAGUCCACUGCUUCCUCCAUCUCUCUGCCCUCUGUAAAGAAGGCCCCCAAGAAGAGGCGCCUGUCCCUCGCCUUUUUCGGACGGCGAGGCAGGGAGCCCAAACCAGGACGCCAAAGGUCGAGAGAACUCCACCAUUCUGGACCUGGAGGAUUCGGAGGGGUGGAUGGUAUCGCUAGCAUCGAGAGUAUCCACUCGGAGAUGUGUAAUGACAGAAACUCUUCUUUCUUCUCUUUGGCUGGGACUGGGGCUGCCUCUGCUGUUGCCACCUCAUCUGCCUCAGGGCCUUCCUCCUCUAUAUCCUCCUCAUCUUCCAGGGGCGGGGGUGAGAGAGAGUUCCUGGAGUGCCCGCUGUGCCUUCUGCGCCACUCAAGGGAGCACUUCCCUGACAUCAUGACCUGUCCACACCGCUCCUGCAUUGAUUGCCUACGCCAAUACCUGCGUAUUGAGAUCUCUGAAUCCCGUGUAAACAUCAGCUGCCCUGAGUGCUCAGAGCGCUUCAACCCACACGACAUCCGCAUAAUCCUCGGUGACCAGACACUCAUGGACAAGUAUGAGGAGUUCAUGCUGAGGAGAUGGUUAGUGGCUGACCCUGACUGCCGGUGGUGUCCUGCACCAGACUGUGGAUAUGCAGUGAUUGCCUUCGGGUGCGCAAGCUGUCCUAAAAUCACGUGUGGCAGGGAAGGUUGUGGCACAGAGUUCUGUUACCACUGCAAGCAGCUGUGGCAUCCCAACCAGACCUGUGAUGCAGCCCGACAGCAGAGAGCCCAGAGCCUUCGCCUGAGGACAGUCCGCUCAUCCUCCCUCAGCUACAGCCAAGAGAGCGGAGCAGCAGCCGAUGACAUAAAGCCAUGUCCACGCUGUGCCGCUUACAUCAUCAAGAUGAAUGAUGGCAGCUGUAACCACAUGACCUGUGCUGUUUGUGGCUGCGAGUUCUGCUGGCUCUGCAUGAAGGAGAUCUCAGACCUGCACUACCUGAGUCCCUCAGGCUGUACUUUCUGGGGGAAGAAGCCAUGGAGCAGGAAGAAGAAGAUUCUUUGGCAACUGGGAACACUUGUUGGUGCCCCUGUCGGCAUCGCACUCAUUGCCGGCAUCGCUAUCCCUGCUAUGAUUAUUGGCAUCCCUGUGUAUGUGGGGAGGAAGAUCCAUAACCGCUAUGAAGGCAAAGAUAUCUCCAACCACAAGAGGAACCUGGUGAUCGCUGGUGGAGUGACGCUCUCUGUUAUCGUGUCUCCAGUGGUGGCUGCAGUCACUGUCGGAAUUGGAGUUCCCAUCAUGUUGGCUUACGUUUACGGUGUAGUGCCCAUCUCAUUGUGCCGUAGUGGCGGUUGUGGCGUCUCAGCUGGGAAUGGUAAAGGAGUUCGCAUAGAGUUUGAUGACGAGAAUGACAUGAAUGUUGGAAGUGGGGCAGCUGCCACAGAUUCAACAUCUGUGGCAGACACACGGAACAACCCCAGUAUAGGUGAAGGUAGUGUCGGAGGACUAACGGGUAGCCUCAGUGCCAGUGGAAGCCACAUAGACCGUCUUGGAGCCAUCAGAGACAACCUUAGUGAAACAGCAUCCACCAUGGCCCUGGCUGGAGCCAGCAUCACAGGCAGCCUCUCUGGCAGUGCCAUGGUCAAUUAUUUAAAUAGACUAGAGGUGCAGGCUGAUGUGCAGAAAGAGCGCUGCAGUCUGAGCGGUGAGUCUGCCACUGUCAGUUUGGGUACAAUCAGCGACAACGCUAGCACCAAAGCAAUGGCUGGAUCCAUUCUUAACUCCUACGUGCCGCUUGACAGGGAUGGGAACAGUAUGGAGGUCCAGGUGGACAUCGAAUCCAAACCUGGCAAACUUCGGCACCACAGUGGCAGCAGCAGUGUAGAUGAUGGCAGCCAUGUUGGCCGCUGUGGCUGGACCUACCCUUCCAACGGUUGUACAUCCUUAGAAUGCAAAGGAACCUCAGCAAAGUGGGCCAAAGAGGCCUCCUGCUCCUCCUCGUCCGGCUCGGGGGGCAAGAAAAGCAAAGGAAAACUACGCAAGAAAGGCGGCGGAGGCACCAAGAUAAACGAGACACGGGAGGACAUGGAUGCUCAGCUGCUUGAGCAGCAGAGCACCAACUCUUCAGAGUUCGACUCGCCCUCACUGAGCGGCAGCCUGCCAUCUGUGGCCGACUCCCACUCUAGCCAUUUCUCUGAGUUCAGCUGCUCUGAUCUGGAAAGCAUGAAGACAUCCUGUAGCCACGGCUCCAGCGGAGGCGACUACCACACACGCUUUGCUAACGUCAGCCCCCUACCUGAGGUGGAGAACGAUCGUCUGGAGACCUGUCCAGCGUCUUCAUCUUCUCCCCAGGGCAGAGGAGCUAUAUUUGCUCCCCAAUCCCCCACCUCCUCCCUCGGUCCUGGUUCAGAGCUCUCUCCUCUCUGCUUCAUAACAGAGCAGAAUGUCAACAUGGUGUGCCCUGCUGAGCUGGACUCUCACAGCAACACCAGAGAGCUGCUUAAAGAAACCAACAACAACAACCACCAACAACCACAACACCCAGCACAGACCCAGCAGCAGCAGCCCAAGAACUCUUGUAUACAGACUGACAUAUAAAAUCUCAAUACCUUAAGUGCUGCACGGAUUUUGUUUUUAUUUGAUAUCAUUUCCUCAACUAAAUUACAAAUUAUAGCUGCAUUUCUGUUGUUUUGCAAACUGCAUCUCUGUUGCUACCUUUCAACUUGUUACCUUUUGGGACCUUCAAAAAAAAAAAAAAUCCACCCUCAAGUAUAACACUUUGUCCGCUGGCAGUUAGAGCGCUGCCAGGAAGUUUAAAGAUGUUCCUGAAGUUCAGCCAUAUGAGAAAAGUAAAGGUUGUGAAUGGUAGUGAUUCUUCCUGUGGAGCCCAAAGACUGCUGACACUUAACGACAGUUCACUUACUCACCACUUGUAACAGAGACAGCCCACUGAUUUGGUAACUUUCCUUUUGAUCUGUGUACGUUAAAUGAAAAACCACUGUGCCAGUAAUGCGAGUGUUUGACUUUGGCUUGAUAAUAGCGAUUCUCCAGAAGUGAACUCAGACAGGGACCAGGCAAUGUGAAUCAUUAUUUCCUCUUUAUACUUCCCCACAAAUGUAUUCGUAACAGAGGAACCUUUGUGUUCUUGUUUGUGUUUAUAAUGACACUUUAUUUUUUUUUUCCCUGGAUGAUUGUUUUUAAAUGGACCCCCAAAUGAAAACUAGAAGGCCUGGGCUUACAGGGAUAGUUUAAGGUACCCUUCUGUGUUUCAGUGUUUUACUUACAGAGGAUGUCAGUCAGCAUUUCUCCUCUACCUCUAUGUACCACUGUGGACAGAGUUUGAAGCAAAACGUCUAUAAACGUCACGCCUAUAAACAAAUGAGUUUGGCUAGAUGAGCUGUUUGGGUCAUGAAAUGCGAUGGUGAGCUGGACUAAUAUUCACUUCUCUGUGUAGAUUUCACUUUGAUGAGAAUGGCCUUAGACAGCUGUGGCUGGCUAUAAAUAUAUUAACGUCAAUACUGCACUAAUCUACUGCAAAAAUAGGACAGCUGAACGUGUGGUGAGGCAAACUGCUGCAUGAAACUAUCAGCAAAGAGUGCCAAAUAUGUAUGAGCUGAACAACUGACCAAACCACUUCAAAAGUUGUUCCUCUUCCUCUCGGUUUAUUGGUUGUCUCUCUCUCUCUCUCUCUCUCUCUCUCUCUCUCUCUGUAAAAUAGAUUCCUCUAUUUAGCCUGGUUCAUAAAUUAUCCUCAUUCCGCCAGCAUGGGUGGAAUUAAGUCAUUUCCAGCCAAUUGUAGUUCUUGAUUAGCUUCUCUGAUAGCAUUGCAUGCGUAGGAAUACAGAGCGUAUGUUUAAAAACACAGUGCCAAAGUAAAGGGCUGUCUGACAGCAAGGUGAAGCAGUGAAAGUAUGCAAAGAAUAUAGCAGUAACUUACUUAGGUUAAGGUGGGACCUUUUAAGUGGUUAAAUGAUGUAUUGCUCAAAUCAGCUGCACACAGCUUAGCUUUAGUGUUGGUACUUCCACUUGGUUCUCCAAACAGGAAUCUGAAUUACUCCCUCGUUAUCUGAAAUAAUCCAGAACUAUUUACCACUGAAUUCUACUUGUAACACAACUGAGGUUUACUAAAGAUGGAUAUGCUCUAGCACCUAGAAGAUGUUGCCUAACAGCCUUUCACCUGCUGCUUGGCAUGUUGGACCUGCAGCUGCUGAGAGUCCCUUGGAAGCCCAGGCCUUGGUCAGCUCUGUGGAGGACUGUGUUUUAGAGAUAAUGCUGAAAGUAUUCUUAUUCGCAUUAACCAAUGGUUUGGUCAUCUCUCUGAAAUUUUAUCAAGAAAAUAUUUAGUCCUUGUGAUUUAUUCAUUGUGAUGAUUUUGUCUCCCUGACUAAGAGAGAGCUUUGAUGUCUUUCUUUGUUAACUCAUGGUGCCUUCAAGAAGCUGUUUGUGUUCUCUGUUUGUCUCUAUCUCCACUGUGUCUUCAAGACUCAAAACUAAGACGACCCAUUAGGGGUUGCCAAAUGUCUGUCAGCGGGAGGGAUGCUCAUUAACAAAACGUACUGUGGUAGAUAUGGUAAAUGAAGACUUUCCAAUUGCCUACCAAAGACAGCACUCAGGCUUUUGUUAAAUCUCAUACAUUUGUCACCUGCUGACACAGUAUGGUUUAUCCUUUUUACACCAAGGGGACAAAUGAAUAUACAAACAUACAGACUGCUGUUUUAUACAUGCCUCACAAAUGCUACACAAAUGUCUGCGGUCCCAGAAAGGUCCGAGACUCUUGCACUGCUACCUGAACUUCUUAUUACCUUUAAAUCCAGAAAGGUUAGUUACCUUCCCUGUUGAUUUGUCCUUUUUUGAUUUGCCAAUUGGUGCUGCAGAGCAGACUUGGAAGUCAAAAUCUGCUUUCAACACUGAACUCCAGAGUGUUGGCUCAAGUUUCUCUUCAGUGGACAGCUUUAUUAUUGCCACUGAGUUGGCUCAGGUGAACCUCUCUACCAGGUAGGUUAAAGCGUUCUUGAAUGGUUAUUUGACCCAGGUCUGUUUCUGAAUGAACACUUGAGUUUGGUUCUGCAGAUAAAGCUACAUGCUGCAGUCCUCCCCACUCAUUUAGCAAAAUGUUUUCUUUCUUUCUCCCCAGUUCUCUCAUUCUUCACCAAAACUCCGGUUUCUUGAUCCUUAUUUGAACACUAGUGCCAGACAUAAUUUGUGCAGAAUAGCAUAAGGUAUUUGUAUAUGUUUGGUAAUUUGCUUUAUUAUAUGCGUGUAAAUGCAUAUCAUAAAAAUAAAACAAAAAACAAAUA
This is a messenger RNA of Labrus bergylta (ballan wrasse), 5637 nucleotides long. RefSeq names its product E3 ubiquitin-protein ligase RNF19A. Gene Ontology annotation, molecular function: ubiquitin protein ligase activity; zinc ion binding; ubiquitin conjugating enzyme binding. The record is from RefSeq and is a predicted model, not a curated record. Gene Ontology annotation, cellular component: ubiquitin ligase complex; cytoplasm. Lineage: Eukaryota; Metazoa; Chordata; Actinopteri; Labriformes; Labridae. Gene Ontology annotation, biological process: positive regulation of proteasomal ubiquitin-dependent protein catabolic process; ubiquitin-dependent protein catabolic process; protein polyubiquitination.